GCCAAUGAGAAGAUGCCAAUAAGUCAAGCCUACACACCCUGCACGUGAUCGUAAGGCAGCAGUUGUGUGAGCGGGUGGACCCAAAAUGUAGCGACGAAAGUUCGUGUAGCGGAGCAGGUCUAGAGAAUGAGUGAGAGAGACAUCACAACAUUGAAUAGCCAACUAGAGGUUGCUGUAGAGAAUAACGAAGGUGAUGAGGUUGAAAGAUUGUUGAGUGAAGGGGCUUCACGGAAUGCUUGUGGUGUUGAUGGAUGGCCUGUAUUGUUGGAUGCUUGUAAUAGACGCUCUUAUUCUGUAUGUAAGCUGCUAGUGAAGAGAGGAGCAGAUGUGAACAAAACUGAUUCUUGGGGUAUGACUGCUCUAAUGUUGGUAGCAUGGAAUGGUGAUGAUGAAAUGGUCGACUUCCUUUUAUCAUCAAAUGCUGAUGCUGGACAGAAGGAUGCGGUGAGUGUAUGUGAUGCAGUUUGAUGUGGUGAUGUGUGAGUAUGAGAAGUUAUGUUUUAAAAUGAAUGUAUUAAUAACGUAAACUAGCAGAGUCCUUCAGCAUUGCCCAUGUAAUCCAGAUGUAUGUAUAUAAAGGUGUAGUGUGUUUGCUUACUUGACCAUAACCUCGAAAAGGGGCUCGAUGAAACACAUGCAGCCAACAGUCGAUUAGACUGUUCUUCUAGUUGAGCAGCCUGUUUUUCAUCCAGGAAAGAUGAGUAAGUAUCUAGUUUUUAAGCAAGUUACUAAGUUUCCAUAUUAAGGUAAUGUCCUUGAAAAGGUUGCAUUUUCUUUUUCUUUCAUACAAUCAUGCAGUGCAUACGUUUGUAUUUUUGUAUUUGCUGCAAACUGUCAUCUUAAGGCAAUCAUUGUGAUGCUUUGAUAGAAAGAAGCGUCCUGGACACACUCAAAUGGCAAUAAGCCAAAAGAGGAGUCAAUGAAAGCCAUGCAGCUAACAAAUGAUUGGACUGACAAUGUUCU
This is a messenger RNA of Corticium candelabrum, 963 nucleotides long. RefSeq names its product ankyrin repeat and SOCS box protein 2-like. The record is from RefSeq and is a predicted model, not a curated record. Gene Ontology annotation, molecular function: protein binding. Gene Ontology annotation, cellular component: cytoplasm; nucleus. Lineage: Eukaryota; Metazoa; Porifera; Homoscleromorpha; Homosclerophorida; Plakinidae. The transcript is spliced from 4 exons. Bases 127 to 468 code for a protein of 113 amino acids.